Molecule: messenger RNA, 1944 nt
Organism: Lathyrus sativus (Indian pea)
Lineage: Eukaryota; Viridiplantae; Streptophyta; Magnoliopsida; Fabales; Fabaceae
Source: the annotation of a GenBank genome assembly
AUGGCCGGAAAAGGAGAAGGUCCAGCGAUCGGAAUCGAUCUCGGUACAACAUACUCUUGCGUCGGCGUGUGGCAGCACGACCGAGUUGAGAUCAUUGCCAAUGAUCAAGGAAACCGUACGACGCCGUCUUAUGUUGCUUUUACCGACAGUGAAAGGUUGAUCGGUGAUGCCGCUAAGAAUCAGGUCGCCAUGAACCCUAUCAACACCGUCUUCGAUGCAAAACGUUUGAUUGGAAGGAGAGUUUCUGAUGCUUCUGUUCAGAGUGAUUUGAAGCAUUGGCCAUUCAAGGUUACUGCUGGUCCUGGUGAUAAGCCUAUGAUUGUGGUUAACUAUAAGGGUGAGGACAAGCAAUUUGCUGCUGAGGAAAUUUCCUCUAUGGUUCUCAUUAAGAUGCGUGAGAUUGCCGAGGCUUAUCUUGGUUCUACCGUGAAGAAUGCUGUUGUAACAGUUCCUGCUUACUUCAAUGACUCACAGCGUCAAGCCACAAAGGAUGCUGGUGCCAUUGCGGGCUUGAAUGUUCUCAGAAUAAUCAAUGAACCUACUGCUGCAGCUAUUGCUUAUGGUCUUGACAAGAAGGCCACAAGUGUUGGUGAGAAGAAUGUGUUAAUCUUUGAUUUGGGAGGUGGUACUUUUGAUGUGUCUCUUCUUACUAUUGAAGAGGGUAUUUUUGAAGUUAAAGCCACUGCUGGGGAUACCCAUCUUGGUGGUGAAGAUUUUGAUAACAGGAUGGUUAACCAUUUUGUUCAAGAGUUUAAGAGGAAGAAUAAGAAGGAUAUUAGUGGUAACCCUAGAGCACUUAGGAGGUUGAGAACUGCUUGUGAGAGGGCGAAGAGAACUCUCUCAUCAACUGCACAAACAACCAUUGAGAUUGAUUCUUUGUACGAGGGUGUUGAUUUUUACACAACAAUCACUCGUGCUAGGUUUGAGGAACUUAACAUGGAUUUAUUCAGGAAGUGUAUGGAGCCUGUGGAGAAGUGUUUGAGGGAUGCUAAGAUGGACAAGAGCACAGUUCAUGAUGUUGUUCUUGUUGGUGGUUCUACUAGGAUUCCCAAAGUUCAGCAGUUGUUGCAGGACUUCUUCAAUGGUAAGGAGCUCUGCAAGAGUAUCAACCCUGAUGAGGCUGUUGCUUAUGGAGCUGCUGUCCAAGCAGCUAUAUUGAGUGGUGAAGGUAAUGAAAAGGUUCAAGACUUGUUGCUUUUGGAUGUCACCCCAUUGUCUCUUGGUUUGGAAACUGCUGGUGGUGUCAUGACUGUGUUGAUUCAAAGGAACACUACAAUUCCAACCAAGAAAGAGCAGGUUUUCUCUACUUACUCAGACAACCAACCUGGUGUCUUGAUCCAAGUAUAUGAAGGUGAGAGAGCAAGAACAAAAGACAACAACUUGUUGGGAAAAUUUGAGCUCUCUGGUAUUCCUCCUGCUCCCCGUGGUGUUCCUCAGAUUACAGUUUGCUUUGACAUUGAUGCCAAUGGUAUCUUGAAUGUCUCUGCUGAGGACAAAACAACCGGGCAGAAGAACAAGAUCACAAUUACUAAUGACAAAGGUAGACUCUCAAAGGAGGAGAUUGAGAAGAUGGUUGAGGAAGCAGAGAAAUACAAGGCAGAAGAUGAGGAGCACAAAAAGAAGGUUGAUGCAAAGAAUGCAUUGGAAAACUAUGCUUACAACAUGAGGAACACGAUUAAAGACGAGAAGAUUGCUUCAAAGCUUUCAGCUGAUGACAAGAAAAAGAUUGAAGAUGCAAUUGAUGCUUCAAUUACUUGGUUGGAUAAUAACCAAUUGGCUGAAGCAGAUGAGUUUGAAGAUAAGAUGAAGGAACUUGAGAGUCUUUGCAAUCCAAUAAUUGCCAAGAUGUACCAAGGUGGAGCUGCUCCUGACAUGGGUGCUGCUGAUGAUGAAGUCCCUCCAGCUGCAGGUGGUGCUGGACCCAAGAUUGAAGAGGUUGACUAA